Messenger RNA from Cercospora beticola, 1840 nucleotides. RefSeq lists its product as uncharacterized. NCBI's taxonomy places the organism in Eukaryota, Fungi, Ascomycota, Dothideomycetes, Mycosphaerellales, Mycosphaerellaceae. The record is from RefSeq and is a predicted model, not a curated record. Gene Ontology annotation, molecular function: protein binding.
GUAUCGAUCUCACUGGUCUCUCUCGUCUCAUUCGGCGCGACUUGACUCCGAACACGAUUGCAAAAAUGGGCCAAAAGCCGAAGCAAUUCACAAGGCCGCCGCCGAAAAAAAAGCCUGCCAAGGCUGCUGCUCUGGUUUCGGCAGAUGAUUAUCAAGAAGCAGCAGACUUCGAAGAGGCUGCAGGAGGCAAGCAUCGUGCUGGCGACCCCGUAAAGUCUGCAAGAGCGUUCGUCCGAGCCCUUGAACUCUACGAUACCGGGGUUGGAAAGCAUCCAAAGGACUUUGAUCUAGCGUACAACAAGGCGCGAUUGGAGCUUGAAAUUUCGCAACAGCCUGCUAUUCUGGAGCACAUUGGUGUCGAGCUACCUGCUUGGCUCGAGAGGACUCUGUUGUCUCACCAACAUGCUCUGCAGUUGAAUGAGGAGAACCCAGAUGCUCUGUUCAACAUUGCACAAGUUGAGACCUCUCUUGCGGAGCAGUUGACUGAGGAUGAUCGUGAGGAUGAGGCAGUGCCAUUUCUGGAACAGGCGAUCACGCAUCUGUCAUCAUGUUUGUCGAGACAGGAGAUGAUGUACGAGCAGCACAAGCUGGACUUCCCAGAUACCGAGGAUGGCGGUGUUGCGCUUGAGCAGCCAGAGCCAGAAGUGGCACCAGCAGCAGCGUCUGCAUCAACUGGCGAUGUUGAUAUGAAAGAACAGCAGUCGGCGAUUGUCGAGACUCCCGUAUCGCCAAGUGACCUACUGGAUACCGUUUAUGCUUCUCUCUCAGCUCUUACCACUCUCGCUCCUCUUUUAGAUGAGAAGGGGUUGCAGAAUCUUGGAGAUAUGGCUCGACAGUUGAGCGAAACCAAAGCUCCGAGCUACAUCGCUCUCCUGCCAGCCGAGGAACAGGAUAAGGCCCGUAUCGCCACUGCUGUCAAUCGCGCAUCUUUCAUCGCGUCAUAUGCUAGCGCUCAAUUCGAGCACCAUAUGAUUGAGUUGCAACAAUACGUGGAACGACUUGAUGCCUUUGAAAUCCCAGGCAAAGACACAGAUGCCGACGCUCUCGUUGCCGAAGCAGAAGCGCGAACAGAGUUGGUUAUGUCGACCAUCGACCGAUUCGGCGAGUCUCCAGAUCUCCCUGCCUCUGUGUGCUGGAAAGAGCUCACGACUUCGCAAGACCUCUACAGCAAAGCCACGAAGCUCAGUACUGAGAGUGCCAAAGAGAGCAAAGCCGAAGUUUACAAGUCCAAGGGCGACUUGGAGAUCUUGCGGCAUCGGCUGAUUCACAUUCCGAAGACUGAUCUCAGCGAGAAUACACGAAAUAGUGCUCAGACUCUGAUCAAGAAUGCACAGACAUAUUACAAGGGGGCAAUGAAUCUGGCGAAGGCUGAUGGAGAUGAGGAGGUAGAAGAGGAGGCUCAGCAGAGGUUGGGAAUUGCGACAGAAAUCGCUGCGCUCAUGUACGGCGGUGAGGCAUCGGCUGCUGUCGAUGAUUUGAUGGAGGCAUUGGAAGGCUGCGUGGAGGAAGGUCUGAUCAGUCAACAACUGGCCGAGGCUAUUUUCGAGCGGCAGUCGGCGUCAAAGAGCUGAAGGCAUACGAGAGGAGGACCACAUACUGCCAAUGAGGCUGUACAGAAUGUACAGUUGUAUUAACGGUCUAAGACUGGACCUGCGACGAGAAACCGGCAUACUUUGGCUGAUUACUCGAGAUCAGUCUACGUUUUGUAGGGGCUGCGGAACAGCGAGAGUGACCUUUGGAGGCUCUCCGGUUGACUACAAGCACGUGUCGUCGCCCUGAUUAAUCGGGUGUCCUGGAGCAUAUCCUCUUGUACGUCCUUGGAGUUUGGGAUAUCUGCCGC